GUACCAUCUGGAAUUAUGGGAAACCGUCUUUAGCCGACGUGAAAAAGGAGCACUCAACAUCUGUUCAAGCGCCGGUUGGCGGAUGUCCUGUUGUAAGCGUCUUGGUGAACAAGUAUGACAUAAGGAAGGUGGUCGCGGUUGGAUCUUUGAUUGCCAGUGUCGGUCUUUUUCUUUCCUCGUUUUCCCAAAACUUGGAUACGAUGUUUAUCUUCUACAGCAUCGCAGGGGGUAUUGGUAUUGGUAUAAUCUACCAACCCGCGAUUGUGAUCAUUGGCGUACAUUUCGACAAACGACGAGCCUUAGCUACAGGAAUAGCUGUAAGUGGAGCCGGGGUCGGCGCCUUUGUAUUUGCACCAAUCACGGAGCUUCUUUUGGAAACAUAUGACUUGAGGGGAGCAAUGUGGAUCAUGUCCGCCAUAGUUCUGAACGGGGUUGUCAUCUCUGCUCUCUUUAUGCCACUAAGAACGAAUAUGAAGAGGAAUCUUACAAAACAAAAUCAGGCGAAUGAUCCGUGUGACACUGAAACCAACCAGAAAUACGACGGAUGUUAUAAACAGUUAUUCUUACCAAUGAAAAACAUGUUUGACUUUCCACUUCUUAAAAGCCCAACCAUGUUGUUGUAUGGAGCUUCCUGUCUGCUCGUCAUGUUAGGGUAUUAUGUCCCAUCGAAUUUCCUUCCUGUUUGGGCUAGUGAUGUCAACCUGUCUACCGAGGAGGGAGCAUUUCUGAUUUCAACCAUGGGCGUAUCCAACACGAUUGCGUGUGUUUUGAUUGGCUACAUCACAGACAAACCAUGGGCUAACUGUUUGGUUAUAAACAAUACUGCUCUACUGAUUGGCGGCCUGGCUACGUGUUUUGUACCAUUCUACACCACAUUUGAGACUCUUGUCACCUAUGCUGUUGUCUUUGGCAUACUUAUGGCGGUUGUAUCCCUCCUCGGAAGUAUCCUGAUGGCAGAACUAUUGGGUGUGCACAGACUCAACAGUUCCUUUGGGUUGAUCGGACUUAGUAUGGGUCUGUCGACGUUUGUUGGGUCGCCUAUAGCAGGAGCGUUGUCGGACAUCAGUGGCAACUACAAUGUGGCAUUCUACUUCGGUGGCAUCAAUAUUGUAUUAGGAGGUUUAAUUUGUCUGCCACUCAGACGAAUUUCAAACUGGGAACAAAGGCGGAGAAGAAGAAAGGAAUCAAGCUUCCGUGAUACAGAUUGCGACAAGAAAAACAACAACAAAACUGAUGCAAAAACAAUAUCUGCAAAGAAGGCGUUAUCCAUAUAUACACUAGCACAACAGCCAAUAUACACCACAAAAGAUGAGAACUGA
Messenger RNA from Pecten maximus, 1319 nucleotides. Its product is annotated as monocarboxylate transporter 9-like. Lineage: Eukaryota; Metazoa; Mollusca; Bivalvia; Pectinida; Pectinidae. Gene Ontology annotation, molecular function: monocarboxylic acid transmembrane transporter activity. Gene Ontology annotation, biological process: monocarboxylic acid transport; transmembrane transport. The transcript is spliced from 6 exons. The record is from RefSeq and is a predicted model, not a curated record. The annotation marks the transcript as partial.